This is a messenger RNA of Notolabrus celidotus (New Zealand spotty), 2838 nucleotides long. RefSeq names its product brain-specific angiogenesis inhibitor 1-associated protein 2-like. Gene Ontology annotation, cellular component: nucleoplasm; cytosol. The transcript has 12 exons. Gene Ontology annotation, biological process: actin crosslink formation; actin filament bundle assembly; positive regulation of actin filament polymerization. The coding region runs from base 216 to 1649 and encodes 477 amino acids. NCBI's taxonomy places the organism in Eukaryota, Metazoa, Chordata, Actinopteri, Labriformes, Labridae. The record is from RefSeq and is a predicted model, not a curated record. Gene Ontology annotation, molecular function: protein binding.
CAGCAGGUGAGCAGACUUGAUUGCAGGAAGUUGGUUGAGUCAACCCCCAUCUCCAGGUGACACACAGGGAAAGGGAAACAGAAGAAAAGGGAAGGGAGGAGACUAGGGACCUCACAAUUAGUCUUCCCCCUUGUGUUAAAACACCCUGAGCUGUCCCACCAGGCUCAAGAAUCACCUUAGCCUUAUCCUGCAAAAAUAGAAGACUUGUGUAUCUGAUGAAGGCUGAGACCUGCCGGAUCAGAGACGCAGAGACUUCAGGGGAGGUGCUCUUUCAGAUGGCUGAAGUGCACAGACAGAUCCAGAUCCAGCUUGAAGAGAUGCUGAAGUCGUUCCACAACGAGCUGCUCACGGAGCUGGAGAAGAAGGUGGAGCUGGAUGCACGCUACCUGAACGCUGCACUGAAGAAGUACCAGAUGGAGCACAAGAGCAAAGGGGAGAGUUUGGAGAAGUGCCAGGCGGAGCUGAAGAAACUGCGCAGGAAGAGCCAGGGCAGCAAGCACCCUUCCAAAUAUGGAGACAAGGAGAUGCAGUAUGUGGAGGCCAUCAGCAAUAAGCAGAGCGAGCUGGACAACUACAUCGCCGAGGGCUACAAGAACGCUCUGUCCGAGGAGAGGAGGAGGUACUGCUUCCUGGUGGACCGUCAGUGCGCCGUGGCCAAAAACAGCAGCACCUACCACGGCAAGGGGAAGGAGCUUUUAUCCCAGAAGAUCCCCGUGUGGCAGCAGGCGAGCGCCGAGCCCAACAAACUGCCGGAUCGUGCCAUGUUCCUGGCCCAGCAGAUGAGCGGUACAGGUGGCACCCUGCCUCCAGGGGCUCAUCAUCCAGGCAUGCCCAUCUCUGAGCCAAUCCCUGGAGCUAAGCCUCUGCCUGUGCCUCCAGAGCUGGCAGCCCUCAGGGCCAGCGGGGGUCUGGGACAGCAGAGGCUGAUGGGAGGCCUGGAAGGAGGGAUGCCCCUGAUGAACGGUACAGCCGGCAUGCACGGUGGAGAGGACUACCAGCAGUGGGUGGAGGCGAAGGUGGCCCAGGGCAAGGCUUCGACUCAGACACAGAGGCACGGGGCGGAGGUCUUCUCCAACACCCUGCCUGUGCGCAAGGUGGCCCCCGCCAAGAGCAAGACAGCAAUGAUGGAGACCCGUACGCUGCCCCGGUCCAGCUCCAUGGCAGCAGGACUGGAGAGGAACGGGAGGACCCGAGUCCAGGCCAUCUUCUCACACGCAGCCGGAGACAACAGCACUCUGCUGAGCUUCGCUGAGGGCGACGUGAUCACCCUGCUGGUCCCCGAGGCCAGGGAUGGAUGGCACUAUGGAGAGAACGAGAAGAACAGGAUGCGUGGCUGGUUCCCCUUUUCCUACACCAGAGUGAUCCCUGAAAAUGAUGCCAACUCCAUGAGGCAGCUCCGAGUAAACAACCUCCAGCACGGGAAGAGCAGCAGCACAGGAAACCUUCUAGAGAGAGAAGACAUGGCGAUGUCUGUCCCUGACUACGGCAUCCACUCCCGUAUGGCGGCACAGAGCGCUGCGGCGCUGCAUGGCAGACAACAACGCCCCUACAGCGUGGCGGUGCCAGGCUUCUCACAGCAAGGUGUUGAAGAGUAUGAGCCACGCUUCCCCACAAGUGCCACAGAGGGAAAGUUGAUUUCCACAGUGUGAGGACAAACAGACAGACAGACACACUCAGCGAGACGAUGCUCUAGGACAGGCACACCGCUGACCCUCCCCCUCUCCUCCGCCUCCCCCCCUAACCUCCCGCUUACGGCAAUAAACUCUAUCCCUGAGCCGAUCAAUGCAAGACAGAGACUUGUCCUGUGUCCUCCUCUCCUCCCUUCCUCCUUCCUCCUUAAAUCCUGUCUUUCUGGCCGGUAUCCACACUGGACCGCUUGUGAAGAGUCAGUGCAGUCACGCCGAGCCGAACACAGCAGAACGGACUCUGAGCCAUCCGCAUAUUUAUAAUGGAUGUGAUGGACAUGCUCCCUGAGGAAAUGUAUCUCUUGCUUGUCUUUCAUGCAUGUACAUUUCUUUUCUAUAUUUCUGGGGAUUAUAACUCUCCACCAGACGGACCAGAUUUUCACAAAUGUGCGCUCCAUCAGACUGACGCCGUGAAGGGAAUGUAAAUCAGGGUGUGAAAUUAAAAGGUUUGAUCCUAAAGAGGAUUUUCAUAAUGUAAACAUGAUGACAUUAAAUCAAUAUUUUACUGGCUCUUUCAGUAUUUAACACUAAGUUUACCUUUUCAUGCUGUGAGGUUUUUUGUAUUCCUCUGAGGAAAAGAGGCAACGUAUCACGAGUAGUGAACCGAUAUUGUAAAUGUUUGAACUUACAGAGCGGAGACAAUGUCACAGGAAUGUUUACUGUACAUACACGAGGUGUUCGUCCUGCAGUAUCUUUAAAAACAUGCACCUUAUGAGAGUUUCUAUAUCUGACUUUCUGUAAACAAACUUACUGUCAUCACUCUAACUGUACUGUACUUUAAGACCUCUGGACUGGUUCUCCAGCAUCUCACUGGAGCUGUGCUCAGACUCACAAACCCCCCGGUGCUCGGGUUCCUCUGAUUAUUGUGGUUUCUGAAUGAUCACACCAAGGCUGAAUGAGAUCGACUGUACCCUCCACCCUGAGUGACGUGCAAGGCUCGGAGUUGGCGUUAGCGCUGUUAGGAGACGUUUGCCAGAAAAUAAGAGAUGCCAAACUCUCACUGCCUCAAGAAUCUGCAGCUUUCUCCCAUCCUGCUUUGAGUUUGUUUGCUACAGGUUGAACAAGAUGAACAGUUUUAACAUCCAUAUUAACAACGUAAAACCAUCCUCACCUGUGUCCUCAUCCAAGAGUCAAAUAAAUGCAGUGAAAUCCA